Messenger RNA from Tripterygium wilfordii, 703 nucleotides. RefSeq names its product uclacyanin-3-like. Gene Ontology annotation, molecular function: electron transfer activity. The transcript is spliced from 2 exons. The record is from RefSeq and is a predicted model, not a curated record. NCBI's taxonomy places the organism in Eukaryota, Viridiplantae, Streptophyta, Magnoliopsida, Celastrales, Celastraceae. Gene Ontology annotation, cellular component: plasma membrane. Bases 45 to 587 code for a protein of 180 amino acids.
CUUGUCUCUCCUUUGGUUAUAUUAUUUAUAUAGACGAUAUAUACAUGGCCAUGGCUAUCAAUGCUCUCCUUGUUCUCCUGGUCGCCGUUCCGGCAGUCCAGGCCGUGGACCAUAUCGUUGGUGGCUCCUCCGGUUGGACUCAAGGAGUUGAUUACUCCGCUUGGGCUGCUUCUCAAACAUUUACCGUUGGAGACAAUUUAGUGUUCAACUAUGGCAGCACCCACCAAGUAUCUGAAGUGACCCAGGCAAACUACAACAGUUGCAGUUCAAGCAAUUCAAUCAAAACCUACAAUGAUGGAAACACUAAAAUCGCUUUGAGCAAGGUUGGCUCCAUCUACUUUAUAUGUCCUGUAAAUGGUCAUUGUGCUGGAGGCAUGAAGGUGUCUGUCAAUGUUGUGGCUGCCUCCGGUAACACCCCCGCCCCCGGUACUAGUCCUCCUUCUUCAACCACUCCCGGAACCACCACAAGCCCUCCUCCGCCACCAUCGACGGUACCGACCCCUAGUGGAGCUAUUGGUGUAUUUGGGCACAUGAAUGUUUGGUUGAUGGGUGUGUUAGGGACCAUGGUUGUUGCAUUCUUGGUCUAGGAAAGAGGCAGUGCUAUAUAUAUAUAUUUGUAUGUUGUUAAUUGGUUUGUUUGUUUCAAUAUUGGAUGUCUGUGUGAAUUUUAAUGAGAUAUGGAGAUAUAUGCAAAUUUGUUACC